AUGAGCAACGAACAGUUAUUUAAUUUAAUUACAAUAGUUUUGUAAAACAUUACAACUUAAGCAUUCUUAUAAAAAAAAAGUUGCAAACGCCAACGGCAGCAAAAUAUUGGCUGACUGCUGUUAAUAACAGUUUCCCAAAAUGUUAAUUUUUGCCACUUUCCACACUUUGUUUUAUUAAUUAUUAAAAAAAAAAUGGGCAAUGAAAGCAGCAAGCUAAAAGGUAUAAUAAUUGAUAAAAAUGCAGUCGAGGUGAAUGACUUUUGGGCACUAUAUAAUGCCGAGUCACCAACAACGUGUAACGAGGAGGGAGGCGGUGGUCAACUUCUGUCCAUAUUCACUGGUGAAGUUCUAGUGAAAGGCCAACUAUGGGUCGCCCAAGGGCCAAUGGAGCGUGCCAUAAAGAAUCUGAUGAUAUAUCGCCAUCCGUACAUACUCAAAUAUAUGUUCACAUGGGAGCAGUCUGGACAAAAGCAUUUGGCCACGGAACGCGUGAGGCCGUUGAAUGAUGUGUUGGCACAACAGAGCGAUAUACAAGUGUGUUUGGGGCUACGCACCAUACUCUGUAGUUUAAUAUUCCUGAUAGAAAAGGCGAUGGCACGACAUCUCAACAUAUGCACACAAUCCGUUUAUGUGACGGACAAGGGAAGCUGGCGUUUAGCUGGCUUUGAGUACGUCUGGAAGGCCAAGGAGUUGAAUAAACAACUGCUGGAGCUGUCGCAUAGCUUUCGCCAACCGCUUGCCAUCGAUACGGCCAAUAUGGAGCAUGCUUUGGAACAGUUCUCCUUUGCCACACUUUGUGAACAAAUUCUGGAUAAGUGUAAGGAUAGCAAUAACACGGCGGGCACACCGCAUGUACUGGAAUUUCGGGAAUAUUGCAGAACACACUUGAAGCAUCAGAACACUGAGAUGCGUCCUAAGCUGUCGGCCGUGUUAUUACAUCCGUAUUUCAAUCAUGAAUUCGUUUUAAUACAUUCCUUUCUAUUUGAGCUGCCACUGAAAUCCGUGCAGGAGCGACAACAAUUUUUCAGCAGUCUUAUCGAGCGUCUGCGUUGCUUUGAUGAACAGGUUGUUGCUUCCCAACUGGCCAGUGAUCUGCUCUCUCGCAUGGUCCUGCUGGAUCCCACCGCCCAGCAUUGUGUAACGCCAUUUGUGCUGCGUACCAAGACGGAGAAUGGAGCCACAGCACUUUUCUCACCCCAGACGUAUGUGGAGUAUCUCUUGCCACAUGUCCUCAAAAUGUUCCGUCUUCGGGAUGCACAAAUUCGUCUCAUACUGCUGGAUUACUUUAUGGAGUACGUGCGUCUGCUGAGCGAUGAACAGUUGCUGAGUGAAAUUCUACCGCAUUUGCAGCUGGGAAUGAACGAUACCAACGAUGUGCUGGUGGCCAAGACACUGCGUUCCCUCGCCGAUCUCGUGCCCAUUUUGGGUGCGGCAACUGUGCUCGGUGGCGAGCGUAGACGCUGUUUUGCCGAUGGACGACCACAUGCGGCCGUUUCCACAGACAGCACGGCACAGUGGACCGAACCACGAUCCAUUACACCGCUUAUGAAUGGCAGUGCCGUGGAUGCAGUUGACUAUAUGGUCUCCGGAAGUCCCUUACCUGUAGAAAGCAAUGUGGCACCGAUGCCUUUGCGUUUAAGUCCUGAUGGCGGCGAGGAUGAUAAAAGCAUAACAAAUCUAAACGAGAAACCGCUAGAAAUGAGUCAAAGCGGCGGUGCGGAUAGCAAUUCGGACAGCGCAGACAGUUCCACGAGCAGUGCCGCCCACGAGCAGACGCUGGUCAACGAUGAGGAUGAGGCCUGGUCGGAUUGGGAAAACACAGAUGAGCUGCAGCGUCUGCACGUAAAGCAGGAGACUUUGGAUGAGCUGAACCUCAGCAAUGUUGAAACACAAAGCAGCACCUCCACACAGGCCACACAGCCAUCGAUAGCCGACUCUUUCCGCACCGCUUGCUCCACCGCCUCCACAUCUACCACUAAAGCAAUCCCGCCACCGUCAAACCGCAAGCUCAUCGACGAUCUCAGCGCCCUGGACAUCCAAGUGCAACUAACGACGCCGAGUAAUACCACCGAAUCAGCUGAAUUUGAUUUUUUCAAGGACAUGGAGCCGGUCAUCGAGACGAAGCCACCAGCCAGCGAGUCUGAGGUCGUCCAAGUCGAUGCCAGUCGCUUUGCGGCUGCCUCAUCCAACCCCAAUGGACAUGACACAGAUACCGAGGCGGAUCAGGGCUGGGGCCAUGAUGAGGAUGAUGAAGAUGAUGUCGUUUGGGGAAACAAUGCGGAAUCCACCAUUGUCUCUUAGUAAUAUUGUUAAACUAUCAAAUAUACAUGUUAGACUCAUUCUCUGUCGCCAUUUCUUGUUUCAUGUUCUAUCGUCAUAAGUGGCAAUUCUUCACGUUAGCCAGUAGCUAGGGUUUUAAAUUUAAUCUUUUCUCAACUUAAAGAACGCUUCUGUACAUAUCCAUGUAUCUAUCGUGUCGGCAUGUAAUAAAUUCCAAUACGCAAGAGCCGCGUAUAAUUGUAUAAUAUGUAAUCAA
Molecule: messenger RNA, 2536 nt
Organism: Drosophila innubila
Lineage: Eukaryota; Metazoa; Arthropoda; Insecta; Diptera; Drosophilidae
Product: protein-associating with the carboxyl-terminal domain of ezrin
Exons: 2
Coding region: 193-2301 (702 amino acids)
Source: RefSeq, a predicted model, not a curated record